AUGGAACCUCAACAACAGCAAAACCAACAACAUCCAAAUGAAGAUAGUAGCGGCAGUGGCAAAGGAAGCUUUCUUUGCAGGCAAAGCAGUACACGGUGGACUCCCACCACUGACCAGAUUAGAAUAUUGAAGGACCUUUACUACAACAAUGGAGUUAGGUCCCCAAGUGCAGAGCAGAUUCAGAGGAUCUCUGCUAGGCUUAGACAGUACGGGAAAAUCGAAGGCAAGAAUGUCUUUUAUUGGUUUCAGAACCACAAGGCUCGUGAGAGGCAGAAGAAAAGGUUCACCACAACCGAUGUCCCCAUGCAAAGACCUACUGUUGCGAAUGGUGGCUGGAAAGCUGAUGAUCCCAUUCAUAAUAACAAAUAUCCCAACAUAAGUCCUGGUUAUUCUACUGCAUCUUCCUCAACUGGUGUGCUUACUGUUGGGCAGAUAGGAAACUAUGGGUACGGGUCUAUGACCAUGGAGAAGAGUUUUAGGGAUUGCUCAAUAUCAGCAUGUGGUAGCAGCACGGGUGCAAGCGAAUCUGUAAGCCACAACUUCGGAUGGGUUGGGAUCGAUCCUGCAUGCUCUUCACCUUACACUCUCUUUGACAAGAAAAAGCUCAUUGAUGGAAUCCUUGAAGAGGAACAGGAAGAUGAUGAAGAAGAAGAAGCUGCUGCUCCACAUAUUGAAACCCUCCCUCUCUUCCCCAUGCACGGUGAAGACAUUAAUGCUUUUUGCAGCAACAUGAAGCCCUCACCAGAAAGCUGUUACUCAGGCUGGUACAGGUCUGAUGAUGGCUACGCUGGUUCUCGUGCUUCGCUUGAGCUCAGCCUCAACUCCUACACAGGCAGAUCACAGGGUUCUAUCUGAUGAAUAUUCCCCAUUGUUCAUCCUAGUAUUAAUCAAUGUUUUCAUGAUGUGUACUGUCUUCCCAAUUAGCUAAGUAAUUAUGGCUUUAAUAUGGUGUAACUACCGGUUUAUCCCUUGUUUUUUAAUGUGCAAAGUUGUCCCGAACUUGACAUGUGUCAUGCAAGAACUUAAUUAACUGGUUAACAUCUUACUGCU
Theobroma cacao (cacao) is the source of this 1050-nucleotide messenger RNA. RefSeq names its product Homeodomain-like superfamily protein (gene WUS). Gene Ontology annotation, molecular function: DNA binding; DNA-binding transcription factor activity. NCBI's taxonomy places the organism in Eukaryota, Viridiplantae, Streptophyta, Magnoliopsida, Malvales, Malvaceae. The record is from RefSeq and is a predicted model, not a curated record. Gene Ontology annotation, biological process: plant organ development.